GGAGAAGACACGCGAGCACACUGCUCUGAGUACGCCUGAAACUCUGCGCUGUCUUUAUUUAUUUAUCUGUUUGCGAGUAUUUAUUGAUUUUUUUUUAUUUAUUUACCGAAGAUGAACGGAAUAACAAGAAGUCUGUGUACAGUUGAAGACUUACGUCAGCAGCAUGGGGAGGGGUGCAGACGACUGCGACUCACACUUCAAGACCAGAGCCAGGCCGGUCGGCACACAGAGACGUCCAGGGACAAGCCAGUCGGACGUGCGUUUGCGUUGGUGCAGUCGUCCAGCGAGAGGACAGCUCUGACGCCCGAACCAGUUAAAUCUACAGAGGAGCAGGUUGAAGUCAUCAAAGUUUACCUAGAGGCCCACAGACAGGAGCAGCAGAAGCACCAGCAGAGCCUGAAAAUGCUAUCAGAUGAAGUUUCACAGAUACAAGAGGUGAGGUAUUGUCUGAAGACACUGAGAGAGCAGAUGGCUGCCAAAAAUAAGGUGCACACUAACGGAUGGAGGAUCAGCGCUCCCUUCAAAAAUAAUGCUUUGUCUGGACCAAAAGGGGACACUAAAGCUGACACGCAGGAAGUGGAUGAUGAAGCAGAAAGAACCAAACUGAGGGAAGUCAGUAAGCGCUUAUAUGCACAGCUCCAGGAUGCUGAGAAGAAACACCAAGAGGAGAGAGAGAGUUUGCAGGCUGAAGCGAGCAGGCUCAGGGAGUGUGUGAGUGAUCAGGAGGAGAAGUUGAAGAAUGCAGAAGAAGCCAGCGAGAAGAAAGACCAACGCAUUGAAGAGGUGCAGAGGCUGCUGGGAGGAAUGGAGCAGGAAAGCUCAGCCCUGCGAGAGGAAAUCCGGCAACGUGAGGAGGAACUCUGUGAACUACGCAAGAUCAGAGAGGAGGGCCAGAAUGGGCAGCAGAGGGCUGAGCAGUUGGAGAAGGAGGUGUCUGUUCUGAAAGAAAAGAUCCACCAUCUGGACGACAUGCUGAAGAGCCAGCAGAGGAAAGUCAGACACAUGAUUGAACAGCUCCAGAACUCUCGCAUGGUGCUCCAAGAGCGGGACCGCGUGAUCAAAGAGCUGGAGGAGAAAGUGGCAUUCUUGGAGGCUGAGAACAGAGAGAUGCGUGACCAGAUGGAUUACUACUUGGGAGAGCAAAAGUCAAACUCAUACCUGUCUUCAGAGCACAACCCCCAGAUUGUCUACAGUAAACCAAUCAAACCCUCCACUUCCUCCAACAAGCCGCUGCCUUUCAUCAAAGUCAUUGAGAUCAGGUCGUGAAUGAGUCGACGCAGGCCUCAUGAGAAGAGCUCCGAACCACAAAACCUUUCAAAAGCAGACUGAACGCAAGCAGCAGCCCGACGUGAGCUUCCAGCAGCUCAAACCACAUUGAGACGUCCACAGAAACACAGAAGGAA
Messenger RNA from Thalassophryne amazonica, 1403 nucleotides. RefSeq names its product tuftelin 1a (gene tuft1a). Gene Ontology annotation, biological process: intracellular signal transduction. Lineage: Eukaryota; Metazoa; Chordata; Actinopteri; Batrachoidiformes; Batrachoididae. The transcript has 13 exons. Gene Ontology annotation, cellular component: intracellular anatomical structure. Bases 112 to 1266 code for a protein of 384 amino acids. The record is from RefSeq and is a predicted model, not a curated record.